This is a messenger RNA of Labrus bergylta (ballan wrasse), 1362 nucleotides long. Lineage: Eukaryota; Metazoa; Chordata; Actinopteri; Labriformes; Labridae. The record is from RefSeq and is a predicted model, not a curated record.
AGAUGGAAACAGGAGCUGAUGGAGAGGACUGUGGAGGACCAGAACCAGAGAGGGACUCAGAUCCAGAGAGACGUUUAUAUCCAGAGAUCGAGGUGAAGAUUGAAGACUCUUCUGACACUGAGACUGAAGGUGGCGAUGAUUGGAAAGAGACCAGAGAACAUCAGUCAGGUUUAAAGUCUGUGGAAAAGAUUAAAGAUAAGAGACCACAGACUGUUAAGAAAGCUCUCAGCUGCUCUGAGUGUGGUAAAACAUUCAAAAGGAAAGGACAUCUGAGCACACACAUGAUCACUCACACAGGAGAGAAACUGUUCAGCUGCUCCGUUUGUGGUAAAAAAUUUGGCCACCAAAGAAGUAUAAUCAGACAUAUGAUAAAUCACUCAACAGAGAAACCGUUCAGCUGCUCUGAGUGUGGUAAAGAAUUUAGUCAAAAAGAUUGUCUGACAAGCCAUCUGAUGAUUCAUUCCCAAGUGAAACCAUUCAGCUGUGCUGAGUGUGGGAAGGGAUUUAACUUCAGGUCAGGACUGAGAAUGCAUAUGGCAAAUCACAGAGGUCAUCUGUUCAGCUGCUCUGAAUGUGGGAAGGGAUUCAACCAGAGGAGACAUCUGAGAGAACAUGUGAGGAUUCACAGUGGAGAGAAACCAUUCAGCUGCUCUCAGUGUGGUAAAGGUUUUACUCAACAAGGUUCACUGACAGAACAUAUGAGGAUUCACACAGGAGAGAAACCCUUCAGCUGCUCUGAAUGUGGUAAGAGCUUUACCCGAAAUGGCAAUCUGAUGGCGCAUAUGAAAACCCACACAGGAGAGAAACCAUUCAGCUGCUCUGAGUGUGGAAAGACAUUUAACCUGAAAGGAAACAUGACCACACACAUGAAAACCCACUCGGGAGGGAAAGCCUUCAGCUGCUCUGAGUGCGGCAAAACAUUUAGUAAUAAAAGAUAUCUCACCAGACACCUGAACACUCACACCUCAGGACAGUGAACGUGGUCAGAGCUUCACCCGACAGAACAGACGAGAGAAACUCUUCAGCUGCUCUGAGGGAGUUAAGACUUCACAGAUGUGUGUGAGCAGUCAGAGCCUCUUCAAACCAAACGAUAAGAAAAGAGGCUGAACGUGAGGAUGUGGAUCAGAAGAGGAGGUCAGAUCCAGAGAGACCCUGAGGCUCCCUGCAGACCAGGGGAGGAUGGUGGUCUCUGUGAGCCCCCCCAAGGCUCCCAGACUCCGGUCUCAGAGACUCUGAGGAGAGACCAGUGUUCCCAGUGCUGAGCUAACUCACUGCUGCUGGUUUGACUCUGCAGAUGAUUCUUCUUCUCAGUCUGCACUCGAACAUGUUGUCUUCCUCUUUCUUUAAAGAGUAACUAAACCC